Molecule: messenger RNA, 4102 nt
Organism: Caenorhabditis elegans
Lineage: Eukaryota; Metazoa; Nematoda; Chromadorea; Rhabditida; Rhabditidae
Gene: catp-6
Product: putative cation-transporting ATPase catp-6
Exons: 21
Coding region: 1-3804 (1267 amino acids)
Biological process (GO): monoatomic cation transmembrane transport
Cellular component (GO): plasma membrane; membrane
Molecular function (GO): P-type transmembrane transporter activity; ATP binding; P-type ion transporter activity
Source: RefSeq, marked reviewed
AUGGUGGAGGCGGGUGGCGCACGACGCCACCGAAUGACUCUCGAAUCCGGUGAUCACACACUCACUCUCUUUGCUUAUAGAACAGGACCGUUUAGAACAAUUUUGUUCUAUGCGCUCACUGUUCUGACUCUUGGAAUAUUUCGAUUAAUUCUUCACUGGAAACAAAAAUGGGAUGUCAAAAUGCGUAUGGUUCCGUGUACUUUUGAAGCCGCCGAAUAUAUUUAUAUCAUUGAUAAUCAUAAUGUAUCCGAAUUGCAACCGGUUUUGCGGAAGUCUAACGCCACAAUUCCCACCGAAAAUGGUGAAAUGCGAAAAGUACCAGAACUUCGGUGGUUUGUAUACAGAAAAUUAGAAUAUGUAUGGAUCGAUGAUUUGAAUUCUGAUGAGUCAGUCGAUGAAAUUUCGGAUAACGAUAACUGCUGGAAAACUUCAUUUGAAAUUGCGAAUCGCAUUCCUUGUCGAUCACUUUUGGCAGUUUCGGAAUCAAACUUUGGAUUGACUUUAUCGGAAAUAUCAAGAAGAUUGGAAUUUUAUGGAAGAAAUGAAAUUGUUGUUCAAUUGCGUCCAAUUCUGUAUCUUCUCGUUAUGGAAGUCAUCACUCCAUUCUACGUGUUUCAAAUUUUCAGUGUUACUGUCUGGUACAACGAUGAAUACGCUUAUUAUGCGUCUCUAAUUGUCAUCCUCUCACUUGGUUCAAUUGUUAUGGAUGUUUACCAGAUUCGAACACAGGAAAUUCGACUUCGAAGUAUGGUUCAUUCAACAGAAAGUGUAGAAGUAAUUCGAGAAGGAACCGAAAUGACAAUCGGCAGUGAUCAAUUAGUCCCAGGAGAUAUUUUGCUGAUCCCUCCACAUGGAUGCUUGAUGCAAUGUGAUUCUGUACUGAUGAAUGGAACGGUGAUUGUCAAUGAAAGUGUACUCACAGGAGAAUCUGUUCCUAUUACUAAGGUUGCUCUUACCGACGAAACUAACGAUUCUGUGUUCAAUAUUGAGAAAAAUUCGAAGAAUGUCUUGUUCUGCGGUACACAAGUUCUGCAGACGCGAUUUUAUCGAGGCAAAAAAGUGAAGGCGAUUGUUCUCCGUACAGCUUAUUCAACUCUGAAAGGUCAACUUGUUCGAUCAAUUAUGUAUCCGAAGCCUGUCGAUUUCAGAUUCACAAAAGAUCUGUUUAAAUUUAUUCUUUUCCUGGCAUGCAUUUCUGGUUGUGGGUUCAUCUACACUAUAAUUGUCAUGAUCAUGCGAGGAAAUACACUUCGACGGAUUAUCGUUCGAUCUUUAGAUAUCAUAACUAUUACGGUUCCACCAGCUCUUCCAGCGGCAAUGUCUGUUGGUAUUAUCAAUGCACAAUUACGACUUAAAAAGAAGGAAAUUUUUUGUAUUUCCCCAUCUACCAUUAACACGUGUGGAGCUAUUAAUGUUGUUUGCUUCGAUAAAACGGGUACACUCACUGAAGACGGUCUAGAUUUUCAUGUCGUCCGGCCAGUGAUGUCAGCAGUAAAUCAAGAAAUUCAAAAAGUAAAACUCGAAAAAUCCAAUCGAACUGAGUUUAUGGGCGAAAUGACAGAGUUAACCUCUCGAAAUGGGCUUCCGUUUGAUGGAGAUUUAGUCAAAGCUAUUGCAACGUGUCAUUCUCUCACAAGAAUCAACGGAGUCCUUCACGGCGAUCCACUCGAUUUAAUAUUGUUCCAAAAAACUGGAUGGACAAUGGAAGAAGGUAUUGAAGGAGAUAUUGAAGAAGAAACUCAACGAUUCGAUAAUGUUCAACCAUCAAUUAUCAAACCAACAGAUGAUAAAUCAGCAGAAUAUUCAGUUAUUCGACAGUUUACUUUCUCAUCGUCACUUCAAAGAAUGUCAGUAAUUGUUUUUGAUCCAAGAGAGGAUCGUCCAGACAACAUGAUGCUUUACUCAAAGGGAAGUCCCGAAAUGAUUCUUUCACUCUGUGAUCCUAAUACUGUCCCGGAAGAUUAUUUGUUGCAAGUAAACUCCUAUGCUCAGCAUGGCUUCCGUCUUAUUGCAGUAGCCCGGCGUCCUCUUGAUUUGAACUUUAACAAAGCCUCAAAAGUUAAAAGAGAUGCGGUGGAAUGUGAUCUAGAGAUGCUAGGUCUCAUUGUAAUGGAGAACCGAGUGAAACCAGUGACACUGGGAGUCAUUAAUCAAUUGAACAGAGCUAACAUUCGAACAGUCAUGGUUACCGGCGAUAAUUUGCUUACUGGCCUUUCAGUGGCUCGUGAAUGUGGUAUUAUAAGGCCUUCCAAAAGAGCAUUUUUAGUGGAACAUGUGCCUGGUGAGCUCGAUGAAUACGGUAGAACCAAGAUUUUCGUCAAGCAGUCUGUUUCUUCAUCCGAUGAAGUCAUUGAAGACGAUGCUUCUGUAUCAAUCUCAAUGUGCUCGUCAACAUGGAAAGGUUCAUCAGAGGGUGAUGGGUUUUCUCCAACAAAUACCGAAGUUGAGACUCCGAAUCCAGUUACUGCUGAUAGUCUGGGACAUUUAAUUGCAAGCAGCUACCACCUAGCAAUUUCGGGACCCACAUUUGCCGUAAUUGUACACGAAUAUCCAGAACUUGUGGAUCAAUUAUGUAGUGUCUGUGAUGUCUUUGCUAGAAUGGCACCGGAUCAGAAGCAAUCACUUGUCGAGCAACUUCAACAAAUUGACUAUACUGUUGCGAUGUGUGGCGAUGGAGCCAAUGAUUGUGCUGCUCUAAAAGCUGCUCAUGCAGGAAUUUCCCUUUCCGACGCGGAAGCAUCAAUUGCUGCUCCAUUUACAUCAAAAGUUCCGGAUAUUCGAUGUGUUCCAACUGUGAUCAGUGAAGGACGAGCAGCUCUUGUUACUUCAUUCGGUAUUUUCAAAUACAUGGCAGGAUAUUCUCUCACUCAAUUUGUCACAGUCAUGCAUCUUUACUGGAUUUCAAAUAUUCUAACUGAUGGACAAUUUAUGUACAUUGACAUGUUCCUCAUCACAAUGUUUGCUCUUUUAUUCGGUAAUACUCCAGCAUUCUAUCGUCUUGCUCAUACUCCACCACCGACCCGACUUCUAUCAAUUGCUUCGAUGACUUCUGUCGUUGGACAAUUGAUUAUAAUUGGUGUCGUACAGUUCAUUGUUUUCUUCUCCACAUCUCAACAGCCAUGGUUCACACCAUACCAACCUCCAGUAGAUGAUGAAGUUGAAGAUAAACGAAGUAUGCAAGGAACUGCUCUCUUCUGUGUUUCAAUGUUCCAGUACAUCAUUUUGGCGCUUGUUUACUCAAAAGGACCACCAUUCCGUGGAAACUUGUGGUCGAAUAAACCGAUGUGUGCACUUACUAUUUUUGCAACUUUGCUCUGCUUGUUCAUCGUUAUCUGGCCGACUGAAUUGGUUCUGAAGACUCUUGGAAACGUCGAGUUGCCUUCUUUAACUUUCCGAAUCUUUAUUGUUAUUGUUGGUGCAGUCAACGCAGCCGUUUCAUACGGAUUUGAGACAUUAUUCGUUGAUUUCUUUUUGCUGGGAUACUGGGAAAGAUAUAAAAAGAAAAGAAGUAUUGAGGCUAUUAUUGACUAUGUACCAACUACAAAUUCGGAUCACAUUCGUCGUCCAUCAAUCAACGGUGUGACGUCAUCGCGAACUGAAUCAACGCUACUUUCUGCUGAAGGACAACAGCUCCACAUGACAACAUCAAAAAAUGGAAAAGGUGGCGAGAAUCCACAUUCUAGCGCACUCUUUGAACGACUAAUUUCUCGAAUUGGAGGAGAACCUACAUGGCUGACCAAUCCAAUUCCUCCUCACAGCCUUUCGGAACCUGAAGAGCCAGAAAAGCUUGAACGCACUUACUAGAAUCACUUUGUUUUAGAUUUCGAAUUUUUAAUAAUAUACAUCAUCUUUAAUUGUUUUUGUUGUUUUUUUGUUUCCAGAAUUCAAGACGACUUGCAUAACAUUCCCCCAUGACUAUUCGAUUAACUUCUUCAUAUUUUAAAUUUUGCUUUAUCUCGUUUAUCGCCUUUUCCCAAUCAAGUUUUUGUUUUCUUUCAUGAACUUUUGCAUAUUCGUUUCCGUUUUCUGCUCAACUUUCCCCCGUGUCAAAUAGUUUUAAAGUUUGAAUGUUUUAUUUAAAUAAAUAAAAAGUUUCCCUUUU